GUGUGUACAUAAUUCCCAGCGCACCACCAUCAAACCGGUGCUGCUGCUUCUUUUUCGGUUUCAGUUUCAGUUUACGUUUACUACUCCAUCGAUACGGGUUCGUUUCGUUUUACUGGGAGUGGAACCGUUCUGUUCACAAUCAUUGAAUAUAUUUUAAAUCUGACAGUUUUAUUUUGAACAAGCACCGGCAAAAACGUUAAAUACAUAAAUAUACUACGGGAAAAAUAAAUCAAAGUGAGUAAAUUGGAAUCGUGCUAUCAAAAUUGUGUCCUAAUGUGUUUGCGAUGAUGUACCUGAUAAAGACAUAAGAAGUGAAUUAGUAUUUGCCUGAUAAGACAAGCGUCCAUUGUCGCGACUGUUGCUGCAUGACCGGUGAGCAGCAGCCGAUCGGAAGACUCAGUUCCUGAUGAACCGCCAGUGACUUCGCACCUCUUUGCUAUCCCGUUCGAGUACUAGCUUCGAUACAGAAUGAAUCAGAUAUACCUAACAGCCGCGAUCGGAUUGCUGACGAUAUCCUUGUCAGUAACAUGUGCCAACAGUGAACUUCCGAAUGAAAUCAAAGAUCUCGACAUCGACAAGCUGAAGGAACACCUACCGGAGGGGCUGAUCCCACCAGAGUUCCAAAAUAUCACCCUGCCCAGUCUGGAGGACAUCCAGAAGAUAGUGAAGGAGAAAUGUUCGAAAGCAGCCGGCAGCGAUGCAGCCUUUGAACAGGCCGAACAAGCCGGCCAGCGGUUGGGCGAUUGCCUGAAAGAUCUUAUUGAUUUCAGUGAUCUCAAGCAGGAGAUAAAGAUAGCCAAACCGACGGGAGACUUGGAUACGGUUUUUAAUAAGUAUUGCCGAAGACGAUCUACAGCAAUCGAAUGCAUCAAUACUUUCUCGAAUGAUGUCGACGUUUGUUUGGAAGAUGACGAGCGAGAAAACAAACGAAUUUUGGUCAACAUCGUUCACGGGCUGUUGAACUUCAUUUGUCACAAGGAUGGCGAUCAAAUCGCCUUAUUCAUCGCCGAAGAAGGACCGGAAUGUUUCGAGGAACAGAAGCAGCCUUUGAUUGAUUGCUUCAACAGUACCCUCCGAGGGUACUUGGACGAACCAACGCCGAAGCUCUCCGAAGGAAUUCCUAAACUUGUGCUGGGUAAAAAACAAUGCGAUGAGAUGGACAACCUGAGGGAAUGCUUCGUCCGCGUGUUGGAGGACUGCAAAGAGUCAACGCCGGCGAAUUUAGCGGAGUCCCUGUUCAAAUUUGUCCGGAAAGAAACUCCAUGUGCCAACUUCACAACUCCCGCCCAAGCACAGCGGGGGAAUUCGGCUGAAUUCGCGAGAUCGUCUAUCCACGUGAUACUGAUCACUUGGUUGAUGGUGCUAGUAGCAAAGUUCAUAAUCCACUAAACACACACGCGGUGCCUGUAUAUACCCAGUACUUCGUGGGUAUCACAUGUGAUAGAAGAAGAAGUACAUAGAACGUUAAACACUUUCGCAGGCUUAGGGCUUUCUCGGAAAUUCGCCGUUUCUCGGCCAAAAACCAAAAAAUACCUGUAUGAUAUGAACCUUUUACUGUGCAGUCUGUAUUUUCGGGUGGUGAAUACUUGUUUACAGGCUCAAUUCGAAAUUGCGCUUUCAAAAAAAGAAAUAACGAUUAUUGAAUUUGGCAACUAUUUUUUAAAAUACUACAGUUUUUUCUAUGCCCAUGAUAGAUGAAUGCAAAAAACAUGAACUGUGUCAAUGAAUUAAUAUAAAUAUGGGAUCAUGAUUGCCAACCGAUAGACAAAGAAACCCGAUGUUGAAGUUUAUAUUAAACGAAAGUUUUCUUCAAUUUUUACUAUUAGCAAUAACUUUUUAAAAUCACAUUGUCGAAAACAGCGUAAAUUUUCACACCGUGUUCUGUAAGGUGAAUAGGUUGAAACGUGUAACAUGUCAUGUAAAAAGAAAAAAGAAUAUAAAUUACAACAGACAUAAAUUGAGAUAUUAAGAGAA
This is a messenger RNA of Wyeomyia smithii (pitcher-plant mosquito), 1974 nucleotides long. RefSeq names its product 27 kDa glycoprotein-like. The record is from RefSeq and is a predicted model, not a curated record. The transcript has 6 exons. The coding region runs from base 469 to 1389 and encodes 306 amino acids. NCBI's taxonomy places the organism in Eukaryota, Metazoa, Arthropoda, Insecta, Diptera, Culicidae.